This is a messenger RNA of Homarus americanus (American lobster), 4895 nucleotides long. RefSeq lists its product as uncharacterized. The coding region runs from base 332 to 1393 and encodes 353 amino acids. The transcript has 5 exons. Gene Ontology annotation, molecular function: DNA binding. The record is from RefSeq and is a predicted model, not a curated record. Gene Ontology annotation, biological process: response to X-ray; DNA recombination; double-strand break repair via nonhomologous end joining. Gene Ontology annotation, cellular component: nucleus; DNA ligase IV complex; DNA-dependent protein kinase-DNA ligase 4 complex. Lineage: Eukaryota; Metazoa; Arthropoda; Malacostraca; Decapoda; Nephropidae.
CCUGUGGACGUGACGACCUGUAGACCUGUGAUAACAACUAAGACCUGUAGACCUGUGACGACCUGUAAAUCUGUGACGACCUGUAAACCUGUGACGACCUGUAGACCUGUGAUAACAACUAAGACCUGUGACGACCUGUAGACCUGUGACGACCUGUAAACCUGUGACGACCUGUAGACCUGUGAUAACAACUAAGACCUGUGACGACCUGUAGACCUGUGGUAACAACUAAGACCUGUGACGACCUGUAACAUCCUGUAGACCUGUGACGACCUGUAGACCUGUGACGACCUGUAACAUCCUGUAGACCUGUGUGUGUAUACUUUAAGAGAUGGGGCUGAAGAAGAUGGUCCAGGGUGGCCUCACAUCAUACCUGUACUCAGACGGACUCAACCAGGCAGACCAGAUUAAGGUCAUCAUCUUGAGCAAAAAUGAAUCAUUCUCGUUGAAGUUGUCGACAAGCGAUGACUCAGUGAUUAAAUGGAGCCACAACAUCCAGAAGACGCCCCGGGAAUACUUGUGUCUUCUCAGUAAAGCUGUUACUACCUCCUUCACCACCACUGAUAAAGAGGAUAUAUUUGAGAUCCAGGAAGAUCAUUUUGUGUGGAAACAAUAUUUUCCAGAUUUGAAAGUGUACGGUAAAAGAGGAAAAUUUAAACUUGAAACAAUAGAAUAUGAUGAUGCUGUUGGUAAGGUCUUGGAUGGAGCCAUACAAGAACUGAAAUCUGACUCACAGUGCAUCCAGACUCUAAAAGAAGAAUCACAAAAGAUGUCUAAUAAAGUGAAUGAAGCUGUGGACAUGGCAUCAAGGAGCGUCUUAAUGAAGGAAGAAUUUGAGAGGGAGAUAUAUAGCAAGUGUGCUGCCAUCAUUAAUGCCAAGAAACUCAGAAUACAACAACUAAAAUCCAGCCAUCCAACUAGCUCAGUUGGUAAACCCUGUGGCCUUGUUAGGUCUGCUGAGACGUCGGGCUCAGCCGCUCGGCCACCCAAGAAAGCGCGACUUGAGAACAGCGACAGUGAUUGUUACGACUCGGACACUGACGUAGACGAGCCCGACGAGGACACGGACGAGGAAAAUCUUGCUCGCCUCUCACCGUCCAAACAGAGACACGAGGCCAACUUUAGUGCUGAAGCCAAAGCACCAGCUGUUGUCUCAGAUUCACAGGAGUGUUUUAAUGACAGUCUGGAAGCUGAGUUGUACCCCACUGCAACUACAAGUAAAAGGCCAAAUUUUUCCUCCAAAUCAUCUGUUGUAAGUAAAAAUGAUACCAAAGGCUCACAGCGAGGUAAAACUAACAAGUGUGGGACAUCAAGUGUAGCGUCACACACCUCAAAACAAUCUCGCGUACCAGAAGACAAUAAUCAAAAGUCUAUCAUUGAUGAGCUCUUUUAGUGGAGUUCUUUAAAUGUUUUUCAGUUUGGUAAUCUUAAUGUUAACAGUUUGAGGUAAUAAUGUUAUACCAAUGUUGGAUGUGUAUUAUGAGGAGGGGCCAUGUUGUGGGUACAGUACAGUAUGUUAAAGUAUCUAAAAUAUAUUUGUUAUUUUACCACAAAAGUACUUUACUAGUUACCCUUGUUAUUAACUAACAUAGGAACAUAAUAUAAUAUAUAUAUAUAUAUAUAUAUCCAUUUUAAUGUAUGUAGAGUAUUUAUAUAUGAACUUUGCUCCCUUGGCCUACAAGAUAUAGUAGUAAUGGUACAGUACAAAAUUGUGUCUAGGAGUGUUCUUAUUGAUACAACCAAAUUAAUUAACUAAUGAAUAUAUAUACUGAACACCUUUUUUAUUUAACAUACCAAAGAAUAUGGGAGGCAAUAUGGAAGAGUAUAGUUGUGUCCGUCCCUUAGUACAUAUUGUUUCCGGUCAGUAAGUUGAGAAAGACACAACAGAUCUAGAGACUAUUUGGCCUACAUCUUGAGGCAGUAUAGUCCUGCAUAAUGAAUAACUAAUUGACAUAAAUUAGGUUUAACAUCGAUAGUGUUUCAGGAUGAUAAGUCACUAAACUUGUAAAUUUAAUGAGUAAAAUGAUAUGUGAAAUACUACCUAUGUGUUACAGUAUUUAUACUUUUAAUUUACAUACAAUCCUUUAAUUCAUUAAACAAUCAGUAGACCUUUAAUGAAUGGUGAAAUAUGAACAGGAAAACUUUAAGAGGCAGCAACAUCUAUUUUACUUAACUUUCUCUUUACACUCACAGUGCUGUAAGGUAUAAUAAAAUAUUCGGUCACAGUUCUAAAUAUCCAGUACGGCGAUAUCCCCGUGAGCCGGAAUAUUUGGUGCAGAGCUCUUCUGGGCGCGAGAGAUUUCCGGGAACGGAGACAAAUUUUCUCUUCCCGGAAAAAAUUGCACAUCCCUGGUAUGUUUCCGGGUGGUGGGGAGAGUUUCCCAAGUCUAAACUACACAGACAGACACAGUGUUGUAUUUAGUUACACCAACACAACUGUACACCAGCAGAGGCUGUCAUCUUGAGCUGAUGAUGCAGGCAGACCAAAUGGUGAUACAGGAUGAUGGCCUGCCUUUGUCCUGUACUGUAGCAGGUGUUACUCCGUCCAUGAAGGAGGGAUCGUACACACACACUAGCCUACAGCAGACAUACACUAUCCACUCUGCUAUGUACUGUACUUUCACACUUACUGAAUGUACAGUACAGUAUAUAUAACUGUGAUAAUUGUUUCAUGUUAACACUAUUCUUGGCUGAUUGUGUCCUGGUACAAUAAUGUACAGUACAGCUUAACACAAACUGUAUGCAAGAACAGCAGGAAGCGAGGGAACAACCUUGUACAUGUAUAACGGCAGCACAAUAUAUACCAAGUGCCUUAAGUUACCCAAGCAGCUAGCCGACCCAGCACACGGGAACUCAUCAGAGCACGAUGCAAUCUCUCGGAACUCCCCGAAAAUAUGUUCUCACGCCCAGGACGGACAGAUUUUCUCGGAAUUUUUCUGUAAAAUGCGCAAGAUUUCAUCCUCGGAAAAUUGUUGCCGUGCCCGGAAUGGAGAUAGUUUUCCCAGAAGGCUCAAAAUUUAUUCCAGCUAUUAGAGAAUUGUGGAGACCAAAUAUUGAGGCUAACAAGAGGGAGAUUACUGUAAACACAACCAGUGGUGACCAAGACCCAAGUGAACUACACCAACAAGUGUGGACGGGUUAAACAGUACAUAUCUUUACACACACAGAUAUAUGAACACUCGGUAAAAAAAGUAUCUUUCAGGAAGGGUCUGAUGAAUUUGGGGCUGAACACUAGGGUUGGUAGAUGUGAUUGUGAGACAUUUUCUACCUAUUAUAGUAGACCUAAUUUAGUUAUUUAAUUUAAAAUAUAAAGUUAGUUUGUUGCAUUAUGAUGGUGAAUAACAGUGUGCCUCAUGAGCCUUUAUCAAGAACCUUCAUUCAUAAGGUGUUAUUUUGUUUAGCACAAGCAUUGUAAAUAGUGAUAUAUCCAUUAGCCUGAACAAUUGGUCAAGAGCACUUCUGGGAAUGAGAGAUUUCCGGGUAACGAGGCGACUCUCUCAAAGCUGGAAAAAAUCCCCCAUCCCCAGAAUUUUCCGGGUGCUGGGAAAAAUUUCUCGGAAAUUUCCCCAAAAACGUGUCCCUCGGAAAAUCCUCCCCAGAGGCAGAAUUUUCUGGAGAAUUCCAGCUUCGGGAAUGAUUUUUUAGAAAAUUUCAAUUCUGGCCGUCGAAGAGUUUCGGGUUUGAGGGAUUCCGGCUAACAGAGAUAUUACCGUAUAGUUUUUUACCGAGCGUACUUAAGUUCACAUAACAUUUAGCAAUUGGUAUCUUUAUAAAAGGUACAUAUCAUCGAAUAUGUACAGUACGGUAGAUUGAACAGGCACUGACUGUAUGUAAUUUUGGGUCAUUAAUCAUGUGUAAAUUAUAAGUGUAGUAGAGUGUUAACAUAAAGGUACAUAACUGGUCUAGUAACAAUGGCAACUGAGUUAUUGUUGUCACUCCUCUUGUUAUUUAUCACAAGAAAAAGUACAUGUACGAACAACAGUUUGGUCUAGUGUGGUACAGGUACUUCUUCUCUUCUGUCAGUACAGUAUAUCUGUCUUAUAACAUCUUUUACCGUAUUAACAAUUCUCCCAAAUUUGUUUUAUAUGUUUCAAAGGAACAAUCUUUGAAGUGUUAAAUAUUCAAUUCAUGUACUACACCCAACAAAAAAGUAUCUGCACCUUUUUGCCGUCAAACAAUACAAAACAAUGAACUAAAAAUUCUUAAGUCCUGGGGCCUAAGCCACUGUUGACACACCGAGUCACCAUGCAGUUGGACGGCACAGUUGUGGAGAGCGCCGAUGGACGCCCGAGUAGAGUCUGACGUCUCCUUUCCUAAUUUGUUGCCGAUAUAAUUUAUGGCCAAUGACAGACAAUAUUCCACCUUCCUUCUUACCUACAGAAGGGUGAGCUUUGCCAUGUCUCAAAGGUAGAGUUCAAAAUACCUUUAAAUAAAUGUAAAAAUAUAGAAACAUACAUUACACAUGUGUAGUCAACUUCAUUACCGCUUCCUGUCAUUAAUGCAUGUUCCCAUAAGGCAACUCAUCCCCACAGUUGAUUGAUAAAGUUCUCAAUGUUCGUUAACCAAAUAUAUUAUACAGACUGUGUUGUUUUCAAGCAUGUCUACUGGAACAUAUUUACCACUGUCGAUAUCCAGAAGAGCUAACAGGAUAUUACAGAGAUACGUCUCACAAUCAUGCUUGCCAACCCUACCGAGACAACAGGAGGCGCAGCAGCAGCACUCAAACUGAAAACCAUCAAUCCCAGGGGUACAGAUACUUUUUUUGGUGGGUGUAUGACUGCACAUGUAAUACUGUACAGAUAUGUUGAUACACUAAUACAGUAUUGUAUUUUCUUAAUUAAAAGAUAAUGUUGUUGUUCUUCACUAUUGAUUUUUAUUAGAUGUUUGAGUUUCUA